Messenger RNA from Fraxinus pennsylvanica, 1578 nucleotides. NCBI's taxonomy places the organism in Eukaryota, Viridiplantae, Streptophyta, Magnoliopsida, Lamiales, Oleaceae. The record is from the annotation of a GenBank genome assembly.
AUGGGAGAGAGAAUGAAAUGUCUUCCACAUUUGAUAAGUCUAUUUUCCCUCUUCACUUGCCUGCCUUUAUCUCAAUCUUUCAACUAUGGAGAAGCUCUUUCCAAGAGCCUCCUCUACUUCGAAGCGCAACGUUCCGGCCAUCUGCCGUACAACCAAAGAGUCACUUGGCGCCACCAUUCGGCCCUCACCGAUGGCCUAGAACUAGGGGUGGACUUAGUGGGAGGUUACUAUGAUGCUGGUGACAAUGUGAAAUUUGGUCUUCCAAUGGCCUUUACCAUUACAAUGCUUUCAUGGGGUGUCAUUGAAUACCAGGAUCAGAUAGCUUCGGCAGGAGAAUAUCGCCAUGCCCUUGAAGCCAUCAAGUGGGGAACUGAUUAUUUCAUCAAAAUACACACUCAUACUCAUGUCCUGUGGGCUCAGGUGGGCGAUGGAGACACUGAUCACUACUGUUGGCAACGACCGGAGGACAUGACGACAUCCCGACUUGCUUAUAAGAUCGACGAGGAUCAUCCUGGGUCAGAUGUUGUCGGAGAGACGGCUGCAGCCAUGGCAGCAGCUUCAAUUGUGUUUAGGAGAACAAACCCACAUUACUCUCACCUUCUCUUGGACCACGCGCUACAGUUGUUUGAGUUUGGUGACAAGUUUAGAGGGAAAUAUGAUACAAGUAUGGGAGUAGCAAAGGCCUAUUACCCUUCAGUGAGUGGUUAUAUGGAUGAAUUAUUGUGGGCAGCUUUGUGGCUAUACAAGGCCACCGACAGGGUUUAUUAUUUGAAUUAUGCAAUUGAGAAUGCUCAUUCUUUUGGUGGGAUCACUUGGGCCAUGCAAGAGUUCAGCUGGGAUGUUAAGUAUGCUGGUGUUCAAAUUUUUGCUGCAAUGGUAAAUUUUUCACAUCUUCUACAAAGUAGGUCAUCUUCAGCUCAUCUAAUGGAAUUGAAAAGAGAACGCAAAGAACAAAAGCAAAUUCUCCUGCAAUACCGAUCGAAAGCAGAGCAUUACAUCUGUGCUUGCCUGAACAAAAACAAUUCGACAAACGUGAAUCACACCCCAGGUGGGCUCUUGUACACCCGACAAUGGAACAACAUGCAGUAUGUUUCGAGUGCAGCAUUUUUACUCACAGUCUACUCUGAUUAUCUCCAAACCACCAAUCAGAUGCUCAACUGCCAAGGAGAUUUAGUGGGUUCCAAUGAGAUCCUGUCCUUCGUAAAAUCACAAAUAGCCUACAUUUUGGGAUCUAAUCCUAUGGGAAUGAGUUAUUUGGUUGGUUAUGGACCUAACUACCCCAAGAGAGUGCACCAUAGGGGUGCAUCCAUAGAAUCGUACAAAGAUAGCAAGGGAUUUGUGGGGUGCACACAGGGAUAUGAUAACUGGUAUGGACGACGAGAUCCAAACCCGAAUGUGCUUGUUGGAGCAUUGGUUGGGGGACCAGAUGGUAAGGAUGAGUUCAGGGAUAACAGGGAAAAUUUCAUGCAGACAGAGUCCUGCACAUAUAAUACCGCCCCACUGGUUGGGGUCUUUGCCAAAUUAUAUGCAUUAGAAAAGGCUACUUCUGAUAGUUUACCAUUGAUUUCUUUCAUUUGA